AUGCGUUUCAAGACUACACUUCAGAAAGACUGUGUAGGCUGGACAUCGCCAGAUGAGGUGUACUCCGCAGCAGAUGACCACCGCAUCAUCAAGUGGAACUUGAUGAACAAUGAGACUUCGGUACUCUUAGAGUUGCCUAAAGAUUGCUUCCCUACCAGCAUGCACUGGUUCCCAAAGUCUGCCCAGGCUGGAGUGGGGAAGAAAGCAGGAUCUGAUGUGUUUGCACUCACUUCUACAGAGGGUAAGUUUCAUCUGAUCAGUCGAACUGGUAGAACAGAGAAGAGUGUUGAGGCUCACAAGGGAGCAGUUUUGUGUGGCAGAUGGAGCUACGAUGGCACAGCCUUGGUCACAGCAGGCGAAGAUGGGCAGGUGAAAAUCUGGUCAAGAAGUGGAAUGCUACGCUCAACUCUCACACAGAACAGUAUCCCAGUGUAUGGCAUUGCCUGGAGCCCUGACUCUGAUCAAGUGCUCUUCACAAAUGGCCGACAGCUGGUGAUCAAACCUCUACAAGCCAGUGCUAAACCUCAGAUGUGGAAAGCACAUGAGGGUAUCAUUUUGAGUGUUGACUGGAACGCUGUAAACAAUCUUAUAUUGUCAGGCGCAGAGGAUAAAAGAUACAAAGUGUGGGACAUUUAUGGCCGACAGUUGUACAGUAGCAGCAGCCACGACUACCCUAUAACAUCUGUAUCCUGGACACCUGAUGGAGAGAUGUUUGCCAUUGGCUCCUUCAACACCCUUCGUCUUUGUGACAGGAGUGGAUGGUCAUAUGCUUUAGAGAAACCAAAUACAGGAAGUAUUUUCAGUCUAGCCUGGUCAAGUGAUGGCACACAAGUGGCCGGAGCGUGUGGAAAUGGCCAGGUCAUCUUUGCAAAUGUUAUUGAGAGAAGACUGGAGUGGAAAAACUUUGAAGCUACAGUAACAGCCAGCAAGCAGAUUCACAUUCGCAAUGUGAUGAAUGAUGCAACAGAAAAACUCGACUUCAGGGACCGUGUUAUCAAAUGUGUCCUGGGUUUUGGCCACUUGGUUGUGGCCACAUCCACUCAGUGUUACAUCUACAGCACUAAAAACUGGAACACACCUGUCAUCUUUGACCUAAAGGAGGGCAGUGUAACUCUCAUUAAACAGGCAGAAAAACAUUUCCUGCUGGUGGAUGGCACGGGUGUGUAUGUGUUCUCCUAUGAUGGACGUUUGGUGUGUACACCAAGGUACCCAGGCAUGAAGGCAGACAUCCUGAACCAGCAGACAAUUGCUCUCAGCAGUGAUACUGUUGCCAUUAGAGAUAAAAGUGAUGAGAAAGUGGUGUAUGUGUUUGAUGCUCAGACUGGUAAAAUUAUGGGCGAUGGCAAACCUAUCACUCACAAGGUUGAGGUCAUGGAUAUUGGACUAGACCAGUGUGGCAUUACAGCAGAGAGAAAAAUCACCUUCAUUGACAAAAAUAGAGAUCUGUUCCUCACCUCAGUUCGGAUCUUUGGUACUGAGAGAAAGAUCAUCAAGCUAGCAAACAUGAUCCAAUCCCAUGCCUGGAAUGACGAGACAAACAUGCUGGCUGCCAUGACAGAUGGGAAACUUUUGGUCUGGUAUUAUCCAAAUGCAGUUUUUGUUGAUAAGGAUUUACUGCCCAAAACUCUCUUUGAGAAGGACACCAGUGAGUUCGGUAAAGAUCCACAGCUGAUUGAUUUCCUUGGAAGUCAUCUUAUCCUGAGAAGGUCAGAAGGCUCUCUGGUGUACACGUCAGUCUCCCCUUACCCCUUGGUACUGCACCGUCAUGCCAUGAAUAACAAGUGGAAUGAUGCUGUCAGGUUGUGCAGAUUUGUCAAGGAGGAAAAUGUCUGGGCUUGCCUGGCUGCAAUGGCAACAUAUGCGAAAGACUUAAAUACUGCAGAAAUAGCAUAUGCUGCAAUUCAGGAGGCUGACAAGGUGCAGUUUAUUAUCAACAUUAAAGAGAUUCCUGUGAAGGAAGCAAGGAAUGCAGAGAUGGCUCUGCUUUAUGGGAACCAGCAGGAUGCCGAGGCCAUACUUCUACAGGCGGGGCUGAUCUUCAGAGCAAUCAUGUUAAACAUUCAGCUGUACAAUUGGGACAGGGCACUGGAGCUGGCAGUGAAACACAAAACACAUGUAGACACUGUGUUAGGGCACCGGCAGAAAUUCCUGGCCAGAUUUGACAAGCCAGAGACCAAUAAGAGAUACCUGCAGUACAGAGAGGGGGUUGAAAUAGACUGGGCCAGUAUCAACAGCAAGGUUGAGAUGGAGUAUCAGAAGGAACGAGAGAGACCUUCUGGUGGAGGCAGCAGCAGCACUGCAGUCAGUGGUGGAAGUCGUGGCAUUAAAACAUAG
Candidula unifasciata is the source of this 2334-nucleotide messenger RNA. The record is from the annotation of a GenBank genome assembly. Lineage: Eukaryota; Metazoa; Mollusca; Gastropoda; Stylommatophora; Geomitridae.